Messenger RNA from Cygnus olor (mute swan), 1665 nucleotides. RefSeq names its product XIAP associated factor 1 (gene XAF1). The record is from RefSeq and is a predicted model, not a curated record. The coding region runs from base 1 to 1248 and encodes 415 amino acids. The transcript is spliced from 6 exons. NCBI's taxonomy places the organism in Eukaryota, Metazoa, Chordata, Aves, Anseriformes, Anatidae. Gene Ontology annotation, biological process: apoptotic process.
AUGGCGGGGGGCGACGCGACCCGCCCGCGCCCUGGCGGGGACACCGGGCCCGCCCGCGCCCUGCCGGGAGCCGCCUCCGCCCUGCCUGGGCCGGGCCUCCGCGUAGCGGUGCAGACGCGGAUCCGGGGCGAGCGAGCCGGCGGAGAGCUGCCGGUCUGGCACCAGUACCUCCUGCCACAGGAUCUGGGGCCCACUGCAGUGUGUAUUGGGAGGCGAGCAUGCAGCUGUGUGGGUGCUUGGCUGCUGGCCAGGGUCAACCCACCACACUGGUUCAUUUACUCCUCUCUCUUCCCCAUUUUUGUUCUUGGUAGUAAACGAGGUGUGUCUGCUGCCAAUUUCUCCCUCCAUGAGGCCCACUGCUUGCGGUUUUUCACUCUCUGUCCAGAAUGUGAUAAACCACUUGCUCGAAAUGAUAUGAAAAGUCAUCAAACAGAAGCACACAAGCAGGUCAGAUGUAAUCUUUGCUGCCAAGGCAUGCAGCAAUAUCAGUUGGAGCAUCACAUGGCCAAGCAAUGCCACAAACGAGUAAUGAAAUGCAAAAUCUGUGAGCUGGAAAUGCCCUUCAACAAACUUCAGGAACACCUAAACACCUGUGCCAGUCGAACCAAAUGGUGUUGGGAGUGUAACAAAUAUGUCAUGUACAAAGACCAGAACAAACACAAAGAUAUUUGUCAGAACAGUGGUAUGUCCUGUCAUAAGGACAUGAACUUUCAAAUCAGUGAAGCAUCUACUAAUGCAAAAUUUAUUUACUCCACUGGUACCGCUGACAAUCUGUGUGUGAGGUGCAAUAAGUCAUUCCCAGAUGACCAGUACUCCCAACAUCUGCAGAAUAAAACCAGUACAACUCAUAAGCUGACAGAAGUUCUUGCUAGCCAGUCAACUUCAAAACCCAGCAGUGAUCCACCACAGUCUUCUACCUCCCUGGCUCCCUCUUCCAGCUCUGAAAAGGCAAUGGCAUGGAAAGAUCUCAGUCCCAAAGGGAAAGGAAGGUACCAUCCAUUGACCUCCAAAACCUCUCCCAAACCUUCAAAGAACAAAAAGAUGGUUGGCUUUCCUUCUCCCACAAGAGGCAGACUUUCUACAUCACCUCAAGCUCUUAAAGACACCUGGUCUUACGACUUGCUGCUGACCUGUGCCCACUGCAACAUUCUUCUGCCACUUCCAACUCUUCAGAAACAUGAGGUGAGAGGUGAUGUAUUGGACUCAGCCUCCUACAUGCUUGAACAAAGAGCCACACCUACAUAUUAAUAAGUAUUUGCUACUUAUCCCCUCACUGCCCAGGGUCCAUUUGCUCACAUCUAUACAAACAAGAUCCAUUGCCUAUAGUCCACCUGAUUUUUAGGGAAAUACUAACCACAACUCAAGCCAUUAAUUUUAAGCUCAUAUCCUGGAAAGUCUGCAGUGCCACUCUUUUGUUCUGAACGCUGGUAUUCCUGCUAAUCAAAGACUAUAUCUAAGCUGUAUCAGAGAUGGAGCUUUAGAUAAUUUUCCAUCCCAACAAAGGGGCCUAGUUGCCUCACUAUUGAAUAUGAUUGUGGGUUGAAUAUAAUGUUCUCCUCCAAUAUAACUAUUAUUUAUAUUUUAGAUCAAAUGUCUACGUUUGAUGUCUUUGAGAAAUGCUAAGAUGAACCAAAAAACAAACAGUGGAACAAAAGGUAUAGCAGA